GCUUUUGCUGCCUCCCCCGACGCCGAAGUGGGAGCCAAGCGUGGCCGAUUCUCAGCGUGUGGCCGGAUUGCGGAAUUGCGCGCGUGUGUGGAUCAGCAACCAAUCAUUCAGGCUCAGUUUUAUCACAAAAACUGUAUGGAAUGUAUGCAUUGAGGUGUUCAGUCACGUCUGUGCUUCGAGGCGGAGUGCAGACAGGUCCUCCGAUUCUCGCAAUGGCGGCGACUCUGCAGAUGUCGCUGGCCGCACCCAAGGCUUUCGGGAAGCCUUCGGAUCUCGGCAAGAGCGUUUCUUCACUGGGUGCUGCGCGUCUUGGUGCGACGGAGCUGAAAUUGGUGUCAAUUGGAGCUGGGGUGGUGAGUUCGUGUAGCUCGGUUAGAGUGCAGAGACAAAAUUUGGGUUUGGGUGUGGAGAGGCUGAGGGGAGGGUUUACGACCGCUGCCACCGCUUCUGCGGUUGAAGUCGGGGGAUCGACGAUUAGCCGGGACGAUGUUGUGCGGGAAGAUGAUCCCACUAACAAUGUGCCUGAUUCUGUGUUCACUAAGAUUGGGAUGCAGUUGCAUACACGUGAUGACCAUCCGCUUGGUAUCCUUAAGAAUACUAUCUAUGAGUAUUUCGAUGAGUCGUUCCCGGAGCUUUUCAAGAAGUUCGACAAUCUCGCACCCAUUGUGUCCGUGAAGGCCAAUUUCGACGAUGUUUUGACGCCCCCGGACCAUGUGAGCCGAAGCUACAAUGAUACAUACUAUGUCGAUGCCAACACAGUGCUUCGUUGCCACACGAGCGCACAUCAAGCGGAGAUGCUGCGGGCAGGGCACACGCAUUUCUUGGUCACUGGGGAUGUGUACCGCCGUGACGCAAUUGACGCCACGCAUUACCCCGUUUUCCAUCAGAUGGAAGGGUUUCGCGUGUUCACUCCCGAGGAGUGGGAAGCUGCUGGAAGCUCGGACGGAACCGCAUAUGCUGCUCAGGAUUUGAAGAAGACGCUUGAGGGAUUGGCUCGCCGUCUUUUCGGCGAGGUCGAAAUGCGCUGGGUGGAUUGCUACUUCCCAUUUACCGAACCCUCGUACGAACUGGAGAUUUUUUUCCAGGGUAAGUGGUUGGAGGUUUUGGGCUGCGGUGUGACCGAGCAAGCCAUUCUUAAGAACAAUGGUCGCGACGGGACGGUGGCGUGGGCAUUCGGCCUUGGUCUGGAGCGUCUCGCCAUGGUGCUCUUCGACAUUCCCGACAUUAGGUUAUUCUGGACCAACGACUCUCGCUUCACUUCUCAAUUCAAAUCCGGCCAAUUGGGCACCAAGUUCAAAGCCUACUCCAAGUACCCGCCCUGUUACAAGGACAUCAGUUUCUGGAUUAGCGAGCAGUUCACAGAGAACAAUUUGUGUGAGGUUGUUCGAGGGAUCGCGGGUGACUUAGCUGAGGAAGUUGUCUUGAUCGACGAGUUCACAAACCCUAAGAAGGGUUUGACAAGCCAUUGCUACAGGAUUGCGUACCGUUCCAUGGAGCGGUCGCUCACUGACGAAGAGAUCAAUGAGUUGCAGUCGCAAGUGCGGGAGCAGGUGCAGACCAAGCUGAAUGUUACACUCAGAUAAGAAAUUAGCACCUGAACGUUCUCACCCAACCUCAAGAAUUUUUUGCUACUCCGAAGACUACUGUCGAAAUCAUACUUCCUUAGCAGGUUUUCUGUGAGCUAUGCCUUUUCCGUUUCUUUAGCUUGCAUCUCGCAUCCUUAGUUUUUUUCUCCACAUCCUUUAGAAUCCUUGCUGAUAGAAACAUUUUAGCUCAUUAUAUCUUAUUCAGUGCUCAGUAGUAAUUCUCAUGCUCCUUUUAAUUCUUACAAUCUUUUGACUUCAGAUUGAAUGUGAUGAGAAUAUGGAUUUUGCUUGCAUA
This is a messenger RNA of Physcomitrium patens, 1881 nucleotides long. NCBI's taxonomy places the organism in Eukaryota, Viridiplantae, Streptophyta, Bryopsida, Funariales, Funariaceae. The record is from RefSeq and is a predicted model, not a curated record.